Molecule: messenger RNA, 1326 nt
Organism: Gekko japonicus
Lineage: Eukaryota; Metazoa; Chordata; Lepidosauria; Squamata; Gekkonidae
Gene: SRRD
Product: SRR1 domain containing
Exons: 7
Coding region: 34-960 (308 amino acids)
Biological process (GO): microtubule-based process
Cellular component (GO): nucleus; cytoplasm
Source: RefSeq, a predicted model, not a curated record
GCGUCCCGCUCCGCAGCCCACUCGUCGCCCGGCAUGGAGCGCUGCGGAGGAGACGGGGCCUGGAGCGCGCCUCGGGGGAGAAGGAAGCGGCGGGAGCGGAGGAGGAAGGGCCGGGACGGGGCCUCGGAGGAGCAGGAGGAGGAGGAGCGGCAGAGGCGGCGCCUGCAGGAGGCCCGGGCCGACCUGCUGGACUCCGAGUUCUGGAAUUCAAGUCUGAAAAUCCUCUUAAGGUCCGUGCGAGAAGUCCUGGCCCGCGGGAGAGAGGUGCCCGUGCCCACCGGGGAAGAUGCCCUCUUGGCCUUGGAGGAGCUGCAGCUGUGCCCCCCCGCCCUUCCGCCCGGACGAGCGCACCUGCGGUGUGUGUGUUACGGCCUGGGCAACUUCUCUUCUUGCUCUAAGGCCCGCUUCCAGCUGGCCUUCUUGCUGCUGCUGCUGAAGGAUGGCUGCCUCUGCCUCCCUCCCUGGCAGAUUCCUGAGGAGCUGUGUUGCAUCUUUGAUCCUGCUUUCUCCACGUUGGAAAGGGAGGUCCUCAGCGGCCUCGGUUUCUCUGUCCUCUCGCGGAAUGAGGAGGGGAAGCGCCCCGCCGAGGAGCCCACCCUCUUCUACAUGGUCCACUGUGGGAAAGCCCUCUACAACAACCUCCUGUGGAGCAACUGGUCAGCGGAGGCCUUGUCCCAAAUGGUCGUCGUGGGCAACAGUUUCAAGGGGAUUGAAGAAAGGGUCCCGACCAGGAUAUUCCAAACGGAUUACGCUUACAUCGCCAAGAUUCUAACAGCCUCUAAGGAAGAAGCCCUCCCUCCCCACACCCGGUAUCUGGAUGUGUUCAACGACACGGCGGUCCACCGCUUCCCUUGGCACAAACUGAGGGAGGUGCCCCAAGAGACUUGGGACUUCCGGGAGGAGCCUGUGUACCGUUCGGAGGACCAGCUAGAGAUCAUCAGAAACAGUGACGUGACUUAGCUUCGGAGAAAUUGGACAGGAGGCAGAGUUGACUGAAAGGCUGUACUUAGCUUCUGGCUUUGUACCAAGCUGAAUCUACCAGCUCCGGAAGCAGAGGGCCAACCGUGCCAUGGGAUCCUCGGGCAGAGCUCAGUAGAGGCCCGGGGCAUCAGGCGGACGCAUCAGCAAGCAGCAGAACCAAACCAGGGAGGAGGAGGAGGGGGACAGGAGGGUUUGACGUCUCUGGGAUCGCCUUGAGUCCUGCGAGGGACCCGGCCCAGCUGGGAUCUCGUCUCCUCUCCGGCUCACGUGCUGCUUGCGGUCUGGUUUGGCUUAAAGGCUGCUGCAUCAGCCAGAGAAAGAGGCAGCUGUUCUGGGAUACGAAAC